Molecule: messenger RNA, 1864 nt
Organism: Exaiptasia diaphana
Lineage: Eukaryota; Metazoa; Cnidaria; Anthozoa; Actiniaria; Aiptasiidae
Product: RCC1-like G exchanging factor-like protein
Exons: 12
Coding region: 47-1270 (407 amino acids)
Source: RefSeq, a predicted model, not a curated record
AUUGUGUUUUUCAGCGUGCGUUUACUUCUCAUAUCACAAGUUCUAGAUGUUCUUGAGAAGUGUCAGUUUACUGAGAAUAUUUCACGGAGGAAGGUUUGGAAAUCUGUAUAAAAAGGUUCAGCUUCUUCAAGCAAGCAACGCACAGCACAAGUCAUCGUUAGCAUAUGUAUGGGGUGCCAAAGAUGGUGGCCAACURGGAAGAAUUACUGUGGCUAACAACACCCCAUCUAAGUUCCCAAUAGAAAAUGAGGUAUCUCAUAUUGGAUGUGGCAAUGGGUUCACAGUGGUGUCAGAAAAUACAGGAAAUAGACUGUGGAUGUGUGGAUUGAAUACAUCKUAUCAAUGUGGAAAUAAUUUUUCAGAUGUUAUACUGGAGCCUUAUCAAGUAGAUUUACCUGUGCACGACUUGAAAACCAGUAUAAAACAGAUAUCCUGUGGUCGAUCACAUACAAUGGUCCUUACAGACAAUGAAGGAGUAUUUGCUUUAGGAGGAAACACCCAAGGUCAAUGUGGAAUUGGAGAUAAAACCAUUCCUUAUGUACGGGAUAUCCAGAGGGUUAAACUUCCUGAUGAAAAAGAUAAAAUUACCAAGGUUGUUUGUGGCCUGGAUCACACAUUGUUUCUCUCUGAGACAGGAAAAUUGUUURCCUGUGGUUGGGGAGCAGACGGACAGACAGGGCAAGGUCACUUUGAUGAUGAGCCAUGUAUAAAACAAGUCAAGAGUGAAAUUGAUGGCGUUGUAAUCAAAGAUGUUGCCUCCUCGGCUGAUUGUUGUUUAGCUCUUUCAAAUCAUGGAGAGGUAUUUUCUUGGGGGAAUUCGGAGUACAAUCAACUUGGCCUAGACACCCAAGACCAACAAAUUUCUGUAGCAACAAAGGCAGCUAUUCUAUGUGAGCUGGGCGUGGUCAAACAUGUGGCAGCUGCUGGUUCAUUUUGUGUUUUGGUAACAGAGGAGGGCGUGGCAUACACAUGGGGUUAUGGAGUACUUGGGUGUGGCCCUGAGAUAAUAUCUAGUAAACUACCACAACGAAUCAAGGCGUUUGAUGACUUAGAUGAUAAAAUAGCCCAAGUGCAUUGUGGUCUUGAUCAUGCUGCCAUAGUAACAGAUUCAGGAGAAUUGUUUGUAUGGGGAAGAGGCAGUUUUGGAAGGCUUGGAGUUGGACAAACACUCGACCAAUGGAUACCAAAACGCGUUGAACUUCCAGGCUCUGUACAAGAAGUGAGUUGUGGAGUGGAUCAUAUGGGAGUUGUACUGAAGACAGCGGAAUGAUACGUUUUCGCGCUUCGAACAAUGUACUAUCACUUCAGUUCUUUUGGUAACUGGCCUAACUGMAUUGACAUGCAACUAGUUAAACAAAGACCAUGUGUAGGAAGAMAGAAAUACUCUGGCGUCCUCUCUUUGGAUAAAACAUACGAUUGAGUGGAGAAGAUGACAACYAAAAUUGGGAAGAAGCGGUUUUGUACUGAAAAAGUUUCUACUCGAAAAAAAUUACAUGUAUAAUAUUAUUGAUAAGUAGUUGUUUGGAAAAACAUGUAAUAAUAAAAGUUAAGGAAACGAAACGUUUCGUUUCCUUAACUUUUAUAAUAUUAUUUAUAAUAAAAUUUCUAUUAACUUGGGCCUUGCAUCCAAGAACUUUUCUCACAUACGAAAUAUUUGUUAAAUCAUUACUCCAUGAAGAAAAGUAUGAAUGUAGCGAAACUGCAGAGUGUAGAUCCAGAGGUCGGCAUUUGUAAUGAAACUGGAAACUGCGGUUUCCAACCYCAAGGUGAGGGAUAACUUCAAUAAGUCUUAUCGCCUAGAAACCGUAUAAUUUGUGGGCGAAAUAAUGUGUUUAUGAAGCGACGCAACUAGUCCAGUCGCUGG